Lycium ferocissimum is the source of this 1062-nucleotide messenger RNA. Its product is annotated as homeobox-leucine zipper protein ATHB-12-like. Gene Ontology annotation, molecular function: DNA-binding transcription factor activity, RNA polymerase II-specific; sequence-specific DNA binding. The coding region runs from base 158 to 817 and encodes 219 amino acids. The transcript is spliced from 2 exons. Gene Ontology annotation, cellular component: nucleus. NCBI's taxonomy places the organism in Eukaryota, Viridiplantae, Streptophyta, Magnoliopsida, Solanales, Solanaceae. Gene Ontology annotation, biological process: positive regulation of DNA-templated transcription. The record is from RefSeq and is a predicted model, not a curated record.
AUAUUUCUUGCAUGUUUGCUGUAUAUUAAUAGAACCCCACCUCUUUAGCAAGUUUCCAAUAAAUUAGUACAUUAAUUUAAUACUCUCUCUUAUCCCAUCAAGCAAUUGAAACCACAAAACUAACCUUUCAGUGUAUUGGAACUCACUCAACAGAGUGAUGGAAGCAGAAGACAGUUCUUCUAAGAAGAAGAGUGAAGAUGGUAAAAGGUUUAGUGAUGAACAAGUGAAGGUACUUGAGUCCAUGUUUAAACAAAAGACAAAGCUUGAACCGAGGAACAAGCUUGAGUUGGCCAGAGAUCUUGGCCUGCAACCUCGUCAAGUUGCUAUUUGGUUUCAGAACCGAAGGGCCAGAUGGAAAUCAAAGCAAAUAGAACACGAAUACAGACUACUCAAAUCAGAAUUUGACAAUUUAGCUAUGCAAUUUGAAUCAUUGAAGAAAGAGAAGGAAUCUUUGCUCAAGCAGUUACAGGAACUAAAUGAUCAGCUGGAAAACAACCAUGGUGGUUGCAGCAGGAGCCAAGACUCGAUAGACAGCGAAAUCUACAAUAGCUCAGAAAAUGUAGGAGUAGAACUAGAUUUGAAGGACAAUAUCCCAGGUUGCUUAAAUGCCAGUUUAGACCACAAGAGGAUUAAGGGAGUGGAUAGUGACAGAGAAGGAAAACCAAUCGAACAAUUCAGGUGGAAGGAAGAAGCAGAGUUUUGGAACAUGGAGGAAUUAGGAGACAGUUCCUUAGGAUCACCUCGACACUGGGAUGCUGUAGGCCAAGGUAGUUCCUUCGACCUGUCAUGUGGCAAUUCCAAGUGGUGGGAAUUUUGAGCUCAGCAAGUACACCAAAACUUUCAAAGGAGCCAGCAGUGAUAGAACUUCAAUCAACAAAUCAAUUUUUUUUUCCACAUUGAUAGAGCCAAGGUUGUGUGCAGAGAAUAGAAGGAAGAACUUUUUCCCAGUUGAUUUUCUUUUGGUAAUAUGGCUAUAGCUUGUAAUUUAUUUCACUAGAAAGAGAAACAGUAUGUAUAGAGCUUCUCUGUGUGAUCACAAUAAAAUAAAGUUCCGUGAAUGAA